This is a messenger RNA of Suhomyces tanzawaensis NRRL Y-17324, 3762 nucleotides long. It is a transcript of the gene RGA2, whose product is annotated as Rga2p. Gene Ontology annotation, biological process: regulation of GTPase activity; signal transduction. Lineage: Eukaryota; Fungi; Ascomycota; Pichiomycetes; Serinales; Debaryomycetaceae. The transcript is spliced from 4 exons. Bases 1 to 3762 code for a protein of 1253 amino acids. Gene Ontology annotation, cellular component: cytoplasm. The record is from RefSeq and is a predicted model, not a curated record.
AUGACCCAAGAGUUGGCUCUGCUCGACACCCACCACCAUCACCAGCACAGCUCCAGCAUCAACUCGGCCCACUCAAUUGCCAUUCCUGGCGGCAUUCCCCCUCACGACCUCCAGACAUGCAAAAAGUGUAACUUGCCCAUCCUUGAAGGCCACGCCUACGAGUUGGGCGACGACAGGUGGCACAUCCACUGCUUCAAGUGCUCCAAGUGCGCCAAGUCGUUGGGGUGCAACUCCAACUUCUUGGUGUUGGGAAACGGCAACCUCAUCUGCUCGGACUGCUCCUACAACUGCAAGCAGUGUGGCAAGAAAAUCGACGACUUGGCCAUUCUCACGGGCGACCAGGCGUACUGCUCCAACUGCUUCAAGUGCCGAUCGUGUAAGAACAAGAUCGAGGACUUGCGCUACGCCCGAACCUCCAAGGGGCUCUUCUGCAUGGACUGCCAUGAGAAGCUCAUGGCCAAGAAGAAGAAGUACGACGCUAAAAAGAAGCAGUUGGCCAUGGUCAAGAAACUCGAGGACGACAAGCGUGCUGCUCGUGAACGCGAACGUGAACGUGAACCGAAACACCUCGAGGACCUUUCCACUAUCAACUCAUCGGGCGACAGCAUCUUCUUGAACUACAUGUCUGCCAGUAACAGCACCACAAACGUUGCGGACACCGGCGCUGCAGACACCCUCUUCUCGCUCACAAACCCAUCGCUCACCAGUGUGGUCUCCAAGAACAAGGUCCUUCCCCCACCUCCCCAAUCAUCCACCAGAACGCUCGCCCCUGCACCCACCACGGCCUCCGCUCCCCCAAUCGCUCCAUACUCCCAGAUGGUGGCCCGAGAAUCGUUCCAGUCGAACAAAACCGAAUCCUCCAUUACUUCCGUCACCACUUCCCAGUUUUCAGCCGACUCAAACGCCAGAAACUCAACUGCCGGUGCAGGCAAGUUGCCCAGCAUAGACAACGACUUCUCGAUUGAAGAAGUAAACAGCUAUAGCGAUGGUGAUGAAGAAGAAAGCUUGCUCCAACGUAACGCGUCCUUGAGACCCCAGAAGUCUCAUUCCCAUCCUCUUCAGAGAAAGACACUUUCCCCUAGAUCAUCAACGCAGGGCCCUCAAUCGCUUCAGCUGUCAUUACCUGCAAACCAGUCCCCCAAACCCCCCUCGCUCUAUUCAACACCACCUAUCAGUGCUGAACCAAGACAGGAAAGCAUAUCCACAGACUCUCGUGAUACCCAAAAUCCAUCAACACCAGGUACGGCUGAAAAUACCAAGUUACAGCCUGCUCCAGAGAUCACACCAAAAACUACAUCUGAACAAAUACAGCACACACCAUCUUCGGAAUCCUCAAAGUUCAAGGGUAAUAAUCUCAUGAUCUUAUCCCCUAAUCAAUUCAACGACCACGAGUUCCACAAUUCGAAUGCCAUCAGAACCUCACCUACAAAAUCGCUCAAAUCAAACAACUCACCAGCACUUGCUAUUGGUAUCGAAACUCCAAAUGAGAAUGAAAUAUCAUCGUCCUCGCAAGACUUGAGAGGGAACUCGCUUUCAACUCAUUUGGACGAACCAAAGACUAGGUCUGCCUGCCCCUCUCCUUUUGCUAAGGCAAACAGGCAGGCCAGGGUGGUUGAGACAAAUGACUUCAUAUCCACAGAAAAUCUCGACGAAAUCCCAAGAGAAUCUAAUACGACAAAUUCUACUCCCAAAAAGACUCCAGGUAGUGUUUUGAGUGCAGGGAUGUCAUCACCACCACCAAGAUUACCCUUGCCUAGCACCCCUAAUAAGAAGAAUUUCAAGGUUGAAGAAGUAACGCCUAGAGGUUUGGGGUUGGAAGGAGUUGAGUAUGAACAGUCUGAGGAAUAUAGGAGAUAUUCUGGUAGCAUCCAUGAGAAGAAACCAAGGCGUGAAGAUGGAAACUACACCCCCAGAGAGCAGCACCAACAGAAUUACUACAAUCCUCAAUCCACCCCCACAGCUAGAGAGAGAGUUAUUGGGAAUACAACUCCUUCGGUUACCAAUCUUGAGGAAGAUGCAGCAUCAAUCUCCGAUCAGAACACCGUGAGUUCCCUUUCCAGAAUGAAUACACUUAUUAGAACCCCCAAGUUGAGCAGCUUGAAGCACAAGAGAUCUAUUUCCGGUGGGAGCAGUAAUAUCGCUAACAAGUUCAACUUUUUCAAGUCGAACAAGGAUGACUCCAGUGUUAAGGGCCAUUCUAGACAUGUAUCAGAGGGCUCCAUAAGCAACGGAGGUUCUGCAUUUACUACCCCUCCAUUACCGGUAUCUUCCCCAGCUAUGCAAAAUCUCAAUGGAUUAGUGAAUUACAACAGGGAACACCAAAGAUCAACAUCAGACACUCCAUUCUUAACAAACCUUGAUCCAAACAAUAAAAGAACACUGUUUGAUAUGAAGUCAUUGAACAAUGAAUUGAAUCACUUGAUGUCUCAAAGGCAAACACUUUCUAAUGAUGUCAAAAAGCUUUCGUCUGAAAAACUCAAGUUAAAUGAUCAAUUAAAGGCUAUGCACAGCAAGUUGACAAGUGAAUCUGCCAAGUACGAAAGUUUGGUAAGAGAUAUGGCAGAGUUGGAGAAGAAUAAGAAGAAGUUACUUGAGAUCAACCAAGCCUUAUCUGAAGAAAACCACCAAUUGCAAUUGAAUCGUAAUUCAGGAACAAAUACUUAUGCGGAAGGUAGUACACUCUACAGCGACUCUAACAGCACGCUAAACUUUGGUGGCAACUCUAAGAGUACUUCUAAUGGCCUUUCGCUGACAUCUUCGUCUUCGUUGGUUGGAACUCCAUACAAUGAUACGUCAGUCCUGGAAGAACCUUCCACUGAUCCACAAAAGGCCACUAGAUUGAAGUUUUGGAGAAGACCAAAAAUGGGCUUCAACACAGCAAAUUUGGUCCUGACAAACUCUCAGCCCCUCAACAAAAUUAGUCAAAGUUAUGCCUCCAAUGCGAUACAAUUACCCCAACAGAGUCCCAAGAAUGUCGGUGGUCUGACGUUCAACAAUGGCAAUGCCAACAACAGUGAGAAGAAAGGUAAAUUCAUUAAGUCUAAGUCAUCCAACAUCUUAGAUACGUUCCUCACAAACACUGUUUCGAUGGUGUCUACUAAUGAUUCGUCCAACGGUGACAAUUGUCCCGUUCCACUUCUCACUUCCACCAUCCAAAACCGUGCAGACUACGAGCAUCAAAAGGUUCCAUUGAUUGUAACCAAGUGUCUUGCAGAAGUCGAGAAACGAGGAUUGGAUAUGGAGGGAAUCUACAGAAUUUCUGGAGGUAAUUCGGCAAUUGUUGCCAUCGAGAAUGCCUUCUCCAAUUUGGGUCAAAACUACGAAGACAAGCAGAUGAGCAAGCUUGAAGACACAAUAAGUGGAGAUAUCAAUGCGGUUACAUCUGCAUUGAAGAGAUACUUGAGAAAACUUCCCGAUCCAUUGAUCCCUUACGCAGUUUAUGAUGAGUUCAUCAAAGUAAGUUCGGCCAACCCACCCAAUAAAGUGGACAAACGGAUACAUGAAAUGAAGACAAAGGUGAUCAACAAGCUUCCAAGUGCUAAUAAGCAUACCUUGUACCUUUUGUGCAAGCACUUGUCGUUGGUCAGCUCGUACUCUUCGGUAAACAGAAUGGGAUUCAAGAACUUGUCGGUGGUGUUUGCCCCCACGAUUGCCAGAGAUGAGACUGGACAGAGAGAAAUGAGUGAUAUGGGAUACAGAAACGACGUUACCGAGUUGAUCUUGACCCACUCUGAAGCGAUAUUUAGUGAUUAUUCCGGAUAG